This is a messenger RNA of Beta vulgaris subsp. vulgaris (sugar beet), 3939 nucleotides long. RefSeq lists its product as uncharacterized. The coding region runs from base 1 to 3939 and encodes 1312 amino acids. Gene Ontology annotation, molecular function: RNA-DNA hybrid ribonuclease activity; nucleic acid binding. The transcript has 2 exons. NCBI's taxonomy places the organism in Eukaryota, Viridiplantae, Streptophyta, Magnoliopsida, Caryophyllales, Amaranthaceae. The record is from RefSeq and is a predicted model, not a curated record.
AUGGAAGAUAGAUUCCCUCAUAGUCCACAUGAUCCCCUGCCUAUUUCCUGCAUGAUUUGGAAUGUCCAAGGGGCAGGUAGUAAAGCUUUUUUGAAAGCUCUAAAAGAAUUAGUUAAAGGUCAUAAACCUAAUGUUUUAGUGCUAGUUGAAACUCAUAUGGGAGGUGCUCAAGCAGACAAAAUAGCCUCCAUACUUAAGUUUACUGGCCAUACUAGUGUGGAUGCCGUAGGUUUCUCGGGUGGAAUUUGGGUAUAUUGGAUGAAAGAGCUUGUCACAAUUGACCCUAUUCAUAAGCAUGAUCAGUAUAUCACUAUGCUGAUUUCUAGAGUUGGUGCCCUCCCUUGGUAUUUUUCCGCCAUAUAUGCAAGUCCUGACCCCUCGAAACGUCAAGUGUUAUGGCAAGAACUUCGGGAUUUUGCGGCAAAUAACAAUAAACCUUGGUUGCUCGCUGGCGACUUUAAUGAAACAAGGUUUCCCUCGGAACGGAGUAGUUCCUGUCGCGAAACUACAAGACGCUCUCAUGAAUUCAAUGCUUGGAUUGAUGAUCUCCAGUUAUUAGAGAUCGAAUUUUCUGGAGCCUCGCACACUUGGGCGAGGGGUCGUUCUCCGAAAACAAGACAAAGUGCUCGUUUAGACCGGGCUCUUUGUAAUGGCUCUUGGAGUAUGCAGUUUGAUAGGGCUAAAUUGCGCCACUUACCCGCGAUUCAAUCUGAUCAUAGCCCGUCAUUCAUAUCACCGAAUGGGUUUGCACCUGUACAGGAAAUUAAUCGCCCUUUCAAAUUUCAGGCUACAUGGCUUACCCAUGAAAACUUCCAGGAAUUUGUGAAAGAUAAGUGGAAUCCGGAUAGUCCCUUAAUCCCCUCGUUGGAAAAACUAGCGCAUGAUCUGAAAAAUUGGAAUAAGGAAGUAUGGCGUAACUCUAUAACCACUAUCCAGGAUGAUUCGGGUCAUUGGCUGCAUGAUAAAGCUCAAGUCAAAUCGCUCUUUGUGGACUAUUUUACUAAUCUGUUUACGGAAGAAGGGGGGGCUGACUUGCAGGCGGUCCCGCGGGACAUCUUUCCCGAGCUUCAUCACAGUGAUUGGGCGAGCUUAUGUCAACCGUUUGUCACGACUGAGAUUGAUAUUGUGGUCCAAAAUAUGAGCUCUCUCAAGGCCCCGGGUCCGGACGGUUUCCAGGCUCUCUUUUACCAAAAAAAUUGGGAGCUUGUUGCAAAAAAUGUGUACAAUAUGGUCAUGGCGGCUUUACAAGGUAAGGGACUUCCGGCUGGCUUGAAUGACACUUUUAUUGCCCUUAUCCCGAAGGUGGAGCACCCUGAAAAAGCAGCGCAGUUUCGGCCUAUCGGCCUUUGUAAUGUUGGUUACAAAAUCAUAACGAAGGUCAUUGUUAAUCGAUUGAAACCUAUCCUCCCUAAACUAAUAUCCAAUACUCAAUCAAGUUUUGUACCGGGGCGACAAAUAACAGACAAUAUCGUAAUAAUGCAAGAAGUGCUUCAUACAAUGCGUCGCAAGCAAGGAACUAAAGGUUACAUGGCCAUUAAAAUUGAUUUUGAAAAGGCUUAUGAUCGACUUCGAUGGUCGUUUAUUCGGGACACUUUACUUCAGAUGAACCUCCCUCUGCUGCUUAUUAAUAUAAUCAUGGAAUGUGUUACCUCUGCGUCGCUUCAGGUUCUUUGGAAUGGAGAGCCUACCGAGAAAUUCCAGCCAACGAGGGGUAUACGACAAGGAGACCCUCUUUCACCAUAUUUGUUCGUUAUGUGUAUGGAGCGGCUGUUUCAAACCAUAGAAGAGGCUAUUGUGGAGAAUCGGUGGAAACCUAUCUAUGCUAGCAGGAAUGGGCCGAAAUUAUCCAAUCUAUUUUUUGCUGAUGACAUUGUUUUAUUUGCUGAGGCCUCGCAAGACCAAGCUCAAGUUGUUCAUGACUGCCUUCGACGGUUUUGUUUAGCAUCGGGACAAAAAAUCAGUCUCCCGAAGUCUCGAGUGUACUUCUCGAAAAAUGUGGAUAGGGAGACUCAGAGCAUUAUAAGCAGGGCUCUCGAUAUUGAAGCUACUGAGGAUUUGGGUCUCUAUUUGGGCAUGCCCACACUCACUAGCGCAGUUACUAAGGAAAAAUUUCAAUAUAUUUGUGAAAGGAUUGAUCGGAAACUCAUGGGGUGGAAAACUAAAUAUCUAUCUCUUGUGGGUCGCAUCACACUUGCUAAGUCCACUUUGACAACGCUGGCUAACUACCCUAUGCAGGUCACAAAAUUACCUCGUUCUAUUUGUGAUGAGGUGGAUAAAAAAGUUCGCAAAUUUAUCUGGGGGGGAUCAGACGAGAAGCAAGGGGUUCACCUCAUUGCAUGGGAAAAUCUCCAAAAAAGAUACGAGCAAGGUGGACUUUCGAUCCCUUCUGCGAGACAGGCCAACUCGGCAUUCCUUACUAAACUGGGGUGGAGGAUUCUUACGGAACCCAAUGCAUUAUGGGCUCGAGUACUUCGUGCAAAAUAUUGUCAUGGGCGAUGUGAUGUGGAUAUGUUUGUACCUAAAGCUGGGAUGUCUCAUGUCUGGAGGGGUAUAACGGAGAAUUCAAAAAUUCUAUGUGAAGGUCUUCAGGUGGCGGUGGGAAAUGGUCGCUCCACUCUUUUUUGGGACCAUCGCUGGGCCACGCCACAGCCGCUUAUUGACCUCGCUUCCUCCCCGGUGCCGGAUGAACUACUAGGGAAUACGGUGGAAGAAAUGUGGGAAGUGGGUCAGGGCUGGAAAUGGGAUCUUUUCGGUCCAUAUUUACAUCAAGAUGUGCUGCGAAGAAUCCAUUCCUUUGCGAUUAAAGAAGAUACGGAUAUUGGAGAUCUUCUUUACUGGCGAGACGGGAAAAAGGGCAAAUUCACCAUUAAGUCUGCCCUUUGUUUAAUGAGGAAUGAAUCUGAUUUAAUUGACGAUAAUUGUUGGAAACUUGUUUGGAGUGCUCCGGUUCAGCAGCGCAUUCGAGCCUUUUUAUGGCUUGUGUGUCAUGACCGAUUGCUGGGUAAUGCAACUCGCUUUAAGCGUCGAAUGACUGAUGAUCCUAAAUGCUUUGUAUGCGGUGCAGAUGAAGAAACCACACUACAUAUGUUAAGAGACUGCCCUCUAGCUCGUAUGGUGUGGAAACUACUUGGAGGACCUGCUGCCUCGCGGGAUUUUUACGUGAAAACAUUGAAGAAUUGGGUGACUUCGAACCUCGACCAUCAAGACAGCACAGAUUAUCCAAUUUGGGCCACUCUUUUUUGUCUCUCCAUUUGGUGGAUUUGGAAAUGGCGCAACUGCAUUGUUUUUGGCAGAAAUAACGAAGUCCCUCAAGAUAUUGGUGGGUUUUUGCAGGUUCGCUAUGACGAGACUCGUAGGAGUAUUGAGAGGGCACUGGGCUUUACUUCUUCGGGUGUGGCAAUUCGUCGAGAGAUGAUUGGGGUCAGGUGGAGGCAUCCCCCGAUGGAUUUCUAUGUGCUCAACACAGAUGGUGCUGCUAAGGGGGCUCCCGGUCUUGCUGGUGGGGGCGCGAUUAUUCGGGACCACCGGGGAGGAUUCGUAUCAGCUUUAUCCCUUAAUUUUGGUAUCUGCAGCUCCUUUAAGGCGGAGGUGAUGGCCUUGAGCAAAGGUUUGGAGUUAGCUAAAGAGCUCCAAAUUGCCCAACUCCAGAUUCAAUUGGACAACCUAGCGUGUGUCCAGAUGCUAAAGGCGGGAGAUAGUGGGCGCAAUGAAUGUACGCAUAUUAUGAAUCAUUGUCUUCAACUGAUCCAACAUGAGGGAUGGAUUGUGCACGUGGAACAUGUUUAUCGUGAAGGAAACAAGGCUGCUGAUUGGCUUGCUAAUCUUGGAGUGAACCAACUCCUCCCUAUUUCUGUUUUUUCGUCUGCUCCUAGGGGUCUUAGUAGUAUCUUAGAUGAGGAUUUGAGGGGAGUUGCAACUCCUCGGUCUGUUCCUCCGUAG